Molecule: messenger RNA, 1029 nt
Organism: Spirodela intermedia
Lineage: Eukaryota; Viridiplantae; Streptophyta; Magnoliopsida; Alismatales; Araceae
Source: the annotation of a GenBank genome assembly
AUGGCCUCGUUCCCGGCGGAUGACCUCCAAGGGAACAAGACAAGAGCUGGGAGCGGGGGAGGGGAGGGGCCGGUGAGGCCACCGGAGCAGGGACUGAAGUGCCCUCGGUGCGAUUCUCCCAACACCAAGUUCUGCUAUUACAACAACUAUAGCCUAGCACAGCCCCGCUACUUCUGCAAGACCUGCCGUCGCUACUGGACCAAGGGCGGCGCCCUCCGCAACGUCCCUGUAGGUGGUGGAUGCCGGAAGACAAAGAAGUCCAAGUCGUCCUCAAUACCUGCCACCUCCUCCUCCGGCGCAGCUCGGGAGCACAGGUUCCUCCAGGGGCUCUCCUCCGUCAUGGAUUUCCAUCUGCCCAGCGGGCUGAACCACACCCCUUCUGGCCCGGGGAUAUUCAACAUGAUCGCAGCCGACGGUGGCGCCGGCAAUCAUCUCAUCUCCUAUGGGGACCUCUCAUGCUCCAACGCCGCCGCCCUCCCAUCGGAAGCCGCAGGUGCAAUUGCUUCUCCUCUAAUCGGUUUCAAGUACCCGAUCCAGUUGGCGGCACCGCAUUUUACAGGCAUGGAUCUAGUACUAGGGAAUGGUGGGGAGGCCACCACGACGCCGAUUAAGGGCGGCGACCUGGCAGCCUCCAUCGAGUCGCUGAGCUCCAUCAACCAGGGCUUGCACUGGAAGCUGCAGCAGCAGAGGCUGGCCUCGUUCUUCGGAGGGGAGGAUCUCCACCACCACCCCUACCAAGGCAAGGGGAUCACCGACAAUACCCAUGCUCUUCUCGAAGUCCCCAAUCGACCGAUCACGUCCUGUCCGAUGACCACAGUGAGUUCGAGAGAAAAGGAUUCCACGAUAGGUAGUACCACGGGAUGGUUCCUGGAGAACUCGGGUGGCUACACAGCCUCCACCGCAGCCGACCACCGAGGCAACGUCAACAACGUCGGCGUCAGCGCCGGCAACAACGCCGCCGGCAACAGCUGGAAUGGUAUUCAGACUUGGAGCGGCAUGCAUCAUCUUCCGUUCAGCGCCCUGCCAUGA